Messenger RNA from Venturia canescens, 3154 nucleotides. RefSeq names its product Protein spinster (gene spin). The transcript is spliced from 11 exons. Gene Ontology annotation, biological process: transmembrane transport. NCBI's taxonomy places the organism in Eukaryota, Metazoa, Arthropoda, Insecta, Hymenoptera, Ichneumonidae. Gene Ontology annotation, molecular function: transmembrane transporter activity. The record is from RefSeq and is a predicted model, not a curated record. The coding region runs from base 357 to 1880 and encodes 507 amino acids. Gene Ontology annotation, cellular component: membrane.
AAAAAUAGAAUGCAGUUGGGAGCUGAGGCAAACAAGGAGAUAAUAACGAUCAAAGUCAAGUCUGUUUCAAGGCAGACGAAACACGCAGACGAGAUACGCAACCGCACUAGGAACGACCAACAGCAAGUCGAGCGAGAGAGAGAGCCGCCCCAACGUCUGCAAUCGUAAUUACUGCAGUGCAGUCGUCGUCUCUGUUACUAUUUCGUCAAAAACAAAGUGGAGUGAUCGCUCGUGUUCCUUGACGACGACCUAUCACAGGCAUCACAGUUAACAGUUAUGCGUGUUAUGCGUGAACGCGCCAGGGUUAUGUUACGAAAGGAAUAAUUCGUUAAUGAAGUUUUUGGUAAGCAGUAAUAAUGGACGAAACGAGAAUCCCACCGAAUAUUUCUCACCAAUAUCUCGUGGUUAACGAUGAUCAGGAAACUUCGACAAAUCCACCUCAAACAAUAAAACAGAGGGAAACGAACGAGAGAGUUAUCAGUGGUAGAGAAUGGGCAACUGUCCUUGUACUUUGUUUUGUAAAUCUUAUUAACUAUAUGGACCGUACAACUGUUGCAGGAGUAUUGACCGAUAUCCAAAAUGACUUUGGUAUUGAUAACGAAAGCGGAGGACUUUUACAAACAGCAUUCAUUGUUAGUUAUACAAUUUUUGCUCCAUUAUUUGGUUAUCUGGGUGAUCGUUACAAUAGAAAAAUAAUUAUGAGUUGCGGUGUUUUUCUCUGGUGUUUAACGACCUUGAUAGGUUCCUACAUGAAGACCUUUGGAUGGUUCUUAACAUUCAGAACUUUUGUUGGAGUCGGCGAGGCUAGUUAUUCUACCAUAGCUCCGACAAUAAUCAGCGAUUUAUUCAUAAAAGAUACAAGAUCAAAAAUGCUGGCUCUAUUUUAUUUUGCAAUACCGGUAGGAAGCGGUCUUGGAUACAUAACGGGAGGAGAAACUGCGCGAGUAACGGGCGCCUGGCAAUGGGGAUUGAGAAUAACACCAGCUCUCGGAGUUUUAGCAAUUUUUCUUAUUCUGUUUGUUGUGAAAGAUCCUGUGAGGGGCGAAAAAGAAGGAGGUUGCCAUAUUGCCAGUACAACAUGGGCAGACGAUAUAAAGGCGCUAAUUAAAAAUGCAAGUUUUAUACUCUCAACGAUCGGUUUCACGUGCGUUGCUUUCGUGGCUGGAGCGAUGGCUUGGUGGGGACCGAAAUUUCUCCAACUCGCUUUGAGCACACAGUCGAACGGUCAAGACGUCGAUCUGAACGACGUUUCGUAUAAAUUUGGUUUAAUCGCCAUGCUCGCUGGCUUGAUCGGAGUUCCCGUUGGAUCUAUAACAGCACAAAAACUUCGUGUUUAUUAUCAACAAGCGGAUCCGCUGAUUUGCGCUGUUGGUUUGCUCAUAAGCGCUCCUCUUAUAUUCAUAGCAGUUGUUAUCGCAAGCAGUCAUACCAAUGGUUGUUACGCUCUCAUAUUUUUCGGACAACUGGCUCUUAAUCUCAAUUGGUCUAUCGUAGCUGAUAUGUUGUUGUACGUCGUCAUCCCUACGAGACGAUCAACCGCCGAAGCUUUUCAAAUAUUAGUCGCUCACGCGUUUGGUGAUGCGGGUAGUCCUUAUCUUAUAGGAGUGGUUUCAGAAGCUCUAAAGCCAGUUUUGUCGAAAUCUUCGGCAGUUGGAACUGCCGCUGUUGCAAAUGUAACAGUCGUCCAGGAUCCAGGGAUUGAGUUCCGCUCGUUACAAUACGCUCUGUUCCUCACGAUAUUCGUGGAAGUCAUCGGGAGUUUGUUCUUCUUUCUUACCGCCCUUCACAUACAAAAAGACAAGGCAUUGGUUGAUCUUACAAUAGCUGACGAAUAUCUAGAUACUAAGAAUAAUGGGCAAGCAGAAUCAACGCAUUUAUAGAUCACCAAUGGGCCCUUCACCUGAUAGUGUGCUGUAUAUCUGGCUCUAACGAGUCCGAUAUGUCUCGGAUUAUCGACGACGACGCCGAGGGCGGAGUGCCGGAUUCCACUGUCAAGCCAUGAUCGGUCAAAGUCCAUGAAUGAAACUUUGUCAAUUUAUUCUGCGAUGAAAUAAUCGUUAUGACAAAUGUUCUUCAUGAUAAUCGCCCUGAACGUUCGUCCCCGAACGAUCGUUAAAAGCUUUAUAGCUUGUUUGCAGCAUGUACGUUUCCUAUUAUAACAUUUUUAUGAGACUAAAAUUUCGAUAUUGGACGAUUCGAUAGAAAUUCGAGAAGAUUUCAGUCAUCUUUUCGAUUCCGUAGACAUUCAUUUCAGUCCUUUCGGAAGACUAUAAAACAAAAAAAUCUGAAACGGAAAAAUCACAAGUGUAACAUUGCAUAUUUUACAAAACCAUUUCGUUUGUUGACACCCAUCAUUGUUUCAAAAUUUUAUUUCAACAACUUUUGCAGAUCUCGAUCGAAUCGUUCAAUACCAAAAUUUGAAUUUGAAGAAAAUCUUUGACUGGAAACGUAUGCCCCAAUCAUUCUUAAAUACUCAGGUCACUAAUCUACGGUAUGAACGAACGCGCAUCGAAUAUGUCACGAAAGUUUGGCGAAGCUGAGUUCAUUCGCUUUCAUAUAAAAAAUAGAGAACACGGAAUUUCUGGUAUUCGUUGGGUGCUGCAAUAUAUUUAUGAAUAUAUUAUAUAUUUUUUUAUAAUAGGCUCCUGAAUAAUGAGACGGUAAUUGUACGAAAAUUCGAUGAAUUGAGAAAUAAUUUCAUUGGUAUUAUCGACAUUGAGAUUUGCUGUAUUCUCGAUUUUAAAAUCAACUCGAUCAAUUAAGAAGACGGAACUUUCGUUUUUUUUUUCAAUGUUUUAAUGAUUAUCAACAAAUAAUGGACUUGAUGAAAUUACGAGCGCAAAUUGGCUUCGUAGAGAGAUCCAACUCAAACUUCCGGUGAACAUAAAAAAUAAAUAAGACUGUUCUGUACGUAAUUAUCGCCGCUCGUUAGGAUGUAAAUAAUUCUUUGAGUUUGCUCAAAGUAAACAAUUGUGAAUUUAUUGCAAAAGCAGCAACCAAUUAAACAAUAAUCAAUAUUUGCUCAUACGUGAAAAACAAAAAUGACGCUUGUGAUGGUGGUGCUCCAACAAGCAAUUGUAACGUAUGAAUAAUUUUCCAAUGGAUUGUACAUAUUUCAGGCCAUGUACUAAAAUAAAUUGGUUUAAGAUUGAGA